AUGUUGAGACCUCCGGAUUGGCUUAAAUUGCCUGAAGAACUGAUAGCAAAUAUACUUCAACGAUUGAGUUCUAUAGAGAUACUCAACAGCGCAUCAAAAGUAUGCACAACUUGGGAGAAAAUCAGCAAAGAUCCGGCGAUGUGGAAGGUCAUCGAAAUACCACAACCGGUUUAUCAUUGGGAUAUGGAUUACGAUAUUGAGAUAUUGGUUAUGAAGGCAGUCGAUCUCAGCUGUGGGGAAUUGAUCGAUUUCAGUAUCGAGGGUGGUAUUGAAAUCAUCCAUCUCCUUGAGUACGUUGUAAAAGGGAACUUUAUUUAUGUUUGA
Messenger RNA from Lactuca virosa, 324 nucleotides. NCBI's taxonomy places the organism in Eukaryota, Viridiplantae, Streptophyta, Magnoliopsida, Asterales, Asteraceae. The record is from the annotation of a GenBank genome assembly.